This is a messenger RNA of Cicer arietinum (chickpea), 1252 nucleotides long. Its product is annotated as pectinesterase inhibitor 4-like. NCBI's taxonomy places the organism in Eukaryota, Viridiplantae, Streptophyta, Magnoliopsida, Fabales, Fabaceae. Gene Ontology annotation, biological process: negative regulation of catalytic activity. The record is from RefSeq and is a predicted model, not a curated record. Gene Ontology annotation, molecular function: enzyme inhibitor activity.
AUUUUGCAAUAUAAAAUCCCUCUUAUAUGCACUUCAAAUUCAAUUCAACCAAAACAAAAACACCAAUGGCAUUGCAAUUGCAUAAUCUUAUUGAUAUUUCAAUGAGUUACCAUAAAUUCUUCAAAAUAAUUUUUUCCAUUCUAUUCAUAUCAACCCUUCUUCAAUCUACAACAUCUACAUCCAACCUCACCACAAAUUCAAAUUCCACUUCAACAUACAAAAAAUUCUUAAAGAAUCAAUGCAAUUCAACCACAUACCCAAAUGUAUGCUACAAGUCACUUUCCCCAUACACAUCCAAAAUCAAAACAAACUUUUUCACACUAACCAAAAUAUCCAUCUAUCUAGCUCUAAAAUCAUCAAGAAGUGCAUCAAUGAUGUUGAAAAAAUUAAGUUCCAAGAAACUAACACAUGACGAAACACUGGUCAUCGCCGAUUGCAUAGAAAACAUCGACGACACCGUUGAUGUACUCACGCAAUCAGCAGACGGGCUAGUGCAUUUGAAUGGUACCACAAGUAGUGAUGAAAAGUUUCAAUGGGAUACCAUAAAGACAUGGAUGAGUUCAGCUAUAACAGAUGAAGGAACAUGUACGGAUGAGUUGGAUGAAAUGGAAGUGAGGUCCUCAAUUCAAAAGAAGAUCAAAACAAGUGUUGGUAAAACUGUUUUCUUGACUAGCAAUUCUCUGGCUUUUGUAAAUAGUCUUUCCUAUUAAAGAAAAUCAUUCUCAUAAAUGUUUCUAGAGAAAGAAACAAAUUACACACCAAAAGUUAUGGUAAUAGUUACAUUCAUUCAAUAAUAUCAUAUCGGAUAAAUUUCUUUUAAAAUUAGGUGUUCGACUGUCAUAUAGAUCAUAUCUAUAAAUUUUGACAUUAAUUUAUAAGAAUUUUCUACGUGAACAAGAUGCGUCAGAUUAACGAUAACAAUGUAAUUGUAUACAACGUUAAUUUUGACACAUUGUUAUGACAUAAGAAUUGAUCAUAGAUUAAUUUUAAAAUUUAUAGAUAUGAUACGUAUGAUAGUAACUUUUAAUCCAAAAAAUAUUUAUCCAGUGUAUUAUUUUUGAAUGAGUGUAAUUGUUAGUGUAAGUUUUUUUAUUUUGAUAUCUCCUCAUGUUUCUAUACAUAUAACAUUUGGGGAUCUAGUUUUUAAUUUUUUUUUAGGGAGUUUAUACUUUUCAUGUAUUACUAAGGUUAAUGUAAGUGGAUUUUACAAUGUGAUUCUUAUUCUUAUUCUUAUGCUUAUGUAUUCUUAUCA